Candoia aspera is the source of this 8398-nucleotide messenger RNA. RefSeq names its product sphingomyelin synthase 2 (gene SGMS2). The coding region runs from base 1371 to 2468 and encodes 365 amino acids. The record is from RefSeq and is a predicted model, not a curated record. Gene Ontology annotation, cellular component: Golgi membrane; endoplasmic reticulum membrane; plasma membrane. Gene Ontology annotation, molecular function: ceramide cholinephosphotransferase activity; sphingomyelin synthase activity. NCBI's taxonomy places the organism in Eukaryota, Metazoa, Chordata, Lepidosauria, Squamata, Candoiidae. The transcript has 6 exons. Gene Ontology annotation, biological process: sphingomyelin biosynthetic process; ceramide biosynthetic process.
AUAAACCAGGGUAAAAACAUUAAAACCAUAAGAGGACAAUAUAACAGGCAAAAGAAAGUUCAGGAGCAGCAACAGUAAAGGGACAAAUAUAGCAUUAAAUCACAAUAAUAAAAUAGCAAUAACACACUGAAAUUUUAAAACACCAAUAUGAUUCUUAAAAUGCCUGAGAAAAUAAAGAGUUCUUUGGCACUGAAAAUACAAUAAUGUAGGUACCAGGUAAGCUCUUUGGGUAGAGCUUUAUUCAGACAGGAUGCCACCUCUGAAAAAGGCCUUCCUUUUGUAUCUUAGCCACUUUGCCUCAUCAAUUGCCUUCAUCAGUUGAGGGGUCCUGGAGAAGGGCAUCAAGUAAAGAUCUUCAGGAAAUAUGAGAGGAGGAGUUCCUGUAGGCCUCAGUUUUUAAGGCUUUCUAGAUCAAGUUUAGCAUUUUGAAUAGGGCCUAGAAACAGACUGACACCAGUACAGAUGGCUAAGCAGUAGCACAAUGUAACUAUAUCAACUCACCCCACAGGGUUGUUAUGGGGAAAAGAAGAGGAGGAAGGAGUAUUAGGUAUGUUCACCGCCUGGAGUUAUUUAUAAAAAUAAUAAAGGCGGGAUAUCGAAUAAAUAAAUAAAUAAAAUAUCAACCAAUCCCAACUGGCAAUUCAUCUGACUUUUUAACUUAAUUGAAGUUAACUUAAUUGAAGUUCCCAGAUCACUUCCACAGUAUGCCGGUAUAUAACUGGGACAUCUAUAACUGCUGCAGGGAUGUUUGUCCUAGCUAAUUCAUUGGUACAGACAGAAGGAAGUUUGAGCAAUAGAAACUCUUUUGGGUCUCUAGUUACUAUACUAGAUACAAGAAUGCCUUUAGGAGGAGUACAGAAGAAGAGGACAAACAUCACUUUACUAGACAAAAGAAUCACAAAUAGUAAAGCUGUCUUCUGUUAAUGUUUUAGUCUUCAUGCAAUUCAUUAUCCUGCCCAGGCAAUGAUACAGAACAUUAGUUGCCUACUCAUAUUAAAUGAAAAGAAGGUAAAGCUGAGUGACUUCUGCAUAUUGUAUUAGUGCAUCCCCUAACCAUCUUUUUCAAUGUCUCUUUCAAUGGUUUCAUGUAGAUGCUAAGAAGUUUGGGAGAUAAAAUAACUGUCAUGGAACAGAACAAUACCUGCACCAUUUUUGAAAUUAGCGUCCAGAUGGCGUGUUGAUUAUCCUUUAAAGAAAAAUAUACCAAAGAAUCAAAGCUGUAACUGAAAGUGGGACCUACAGUUUCUGGAUGCUUUGUUAAAAGAAUAAAAGUGGAUGAAAGUGGAUGAGGCAGAUUUUUAAAAGGAAGUGCAAGAUAUUUUUGGAAAUCAGACUACAAUCCAUUAAUUCUGUCACACAUAUUAAACCUGAUGGAUACCAUAGAGAUAGCAAAGCUCGAAGAACAUAUGGAAGGCCCGACUAGUGAAACUUCCAAAGGUUAUGCUCGACCUACUCUCACUGUUGGUGAGGAAAGCAAGAAUGGCAGCAACAAACCAAAGGGUUUAUCCAAUGGUUUGCGAAAAGGUGCUAAAAGGUAUCCAGACUAUAUACAGAUUUCCAUGCCCACUGAAUCUAGAAACAAAUUUCCUUUAGAAUGGUGGAAAACAGGCAUUGCCUUUGUAUAUGCUGUCUUCAGUUUAAUUUUAACAACUGUCAUGAUCACAGUGGUACAUGAGAGGGUGCCUCCCAAGGAGCUCAGUCCUCCAUUGCCAGAUAAAUUUUUUGAUUAUAUUGAUCGCAUAGAAUGGGCUUUUUUGGUAUCAGAAAUAAUUGGAAUUACCCUUGUUGGAUUAUGGAUAAUCCAGUGGCUGUUUCUUAAAUACAAAUCAAUAGUAGGACGAAGGUUCUUUUUUAUAUUGGGAACUUUGUACCUCUAUCGGUGCAUUACCAUAUAUGUCACCACUUUACCUGUACCUGGAAUACAUUUUCAGUGUGCUCCAAAGCUAAAUGGUGAUUCUCAAGCUAAAGUUCAGCGGAUUCUGCAACUAAUUUCCAGAGGUGGUCUGUCUAUAGCAAGCUCACGUAUCUUAUGUGGAGAUUUCCUAUUCAGUGGACACACUCUAUCACUAACACUCGUUUACCUAUUUAUCAAGGAAUAUUCACCUCGUCACUUUUGGUGGUAUCACUUGAUUUGCUGGUGUAUGACUGUUAUUGGUGUAAUUUGUAUCCUGGUGGGACAUGAGCAUUACACUGUAGAUGUUGUCAUUGCUUAUUUUAUCACAACAAGACUCUUCUGGUGGUAUCACGCAAUGGCUAAUGAAAAGAACUUGAAAAUAUCAUCACAGACUAAUUUUCUGUCUCGAGCAUGGUGGUAUCCAAUAUUCAGCUUCUCUGAGAAGAAUGUACAAGGCUCAGUUCCAUGCUGUUUCUCAUGGCCAGUAACAUGGCCUCCCGGUUGUUUCAAGUCUUCGUGCAAAAAAUAUUCCCGUGUGCACAAAAUGGGAGAGGACAAUGAAAAAUCCACCUGAAGAAGAUGAAGGCAAAAACAUGAAUAUUAUUUUUCUUUUUUACCGAAACAUUUAUGCUAUAACCAAAGCUCUCAAGAUGACUAGAUUGUUUAUUGAAGAAGUGGAGCAGACUCUGUGCAGUUGAUCUGAGAAGACAUUUGUAGGCAAUAGAAAAUAAUAGCUAUCCCUUGAUAUUUUAUCUAGUCAAAGUGUACAGUUUCAUCCCACUCUUCAGAAUUAGUAGACACUGGCACUCAAUGACACUCCAGUGCCAAUAUAGUACUUCCUGAGGAGAAGAGGAGCCAGGAUGUUGGCUUCUUAAUGAGAUUAAGAGGUGCCAAAGUACACAUCACACCAUCUGUUAAAUAUCAUUCACCCACAGAAGCACCGAAACAAAAUAUCAGCUUCAGAUUUCUGGAGUUUGAUGAGCAAAAGAAAAAAAAAUGGUAAAAGGCGUAAUACUGGUCUCUCAAGCUGAGUAACAGAAAUUGGCAGGCAGAGGUGAUGUUAUUCCUAUUGGUGAACGUAAGGCCUGUUAUAUAUAACUGGUAAAACCAGAACUGAACUUGAUCUUUUAUAUUCUUUUAUGGGAAUGAAUUAUAUUAUGACCCCAUAAUGCCACCACUAUGUCCAUACAGUAUGCUAUUCUCUGUUGACUUUUACAUUUUUUUUAAUGUGGUAAUUUUAUAUAUGAAAAUAAAACCUAUUUUACCUGAUGAUACUGUAAGUUAGAAAUAAUGUCUACUAAUGUCAUCAAUGUCCUACAACAGGUAAACUAAUUUAUUGUUAAUAUAUAUAUAUAUAUAUGUCAAGAUAAUUAUUUUCUGCUGGUCAGUUAGUCUGCAUGACUUUGUGGCAGAUGUACUGGACACAUUUUUUCAGUUUACACAGUUAAUGCGCAAUAUAUGAAUUAUAUGGAGGCUCUGCAAUCACAGUGGAUAUUGACCAUCCUUCAGACACCAAUUGGAAAGACAAGUACAUCACUUGAUAAAGCUAGUGGUCUAAUGAACAUUUUCAGCACUCAAAAGUCAUCUCAUAAUUUUGAAUGGGUUCUAUCCAGUCUGUAUCCAUCUGUUGACAAGAGCCCCUUUAAGGCUCCCGUUACCAGAAAAGGAAAAGGAAUGAUUUUGGUGCUUCCCUUCUGAAAUGUUUUGUCUUUUCCCCAAAUUUAAUCCAGUUCAUUAAAUUCUCCUUCAGAACAGCUUGGGAGUGGUACAGAAGUCUUCAAGGAGAAGGGGAAACCAACAGUUGUCAUUCUGCUAAUGAAAGCCUCUUCUGGAUUAAAAUGCCUUCUGUGCAAAGUAGCAGUAGGAUUGUCAAUAUUCUGUUGUGAUGGUUACUGAAAUACAUAUGCAUAUGGCUAUACAAUACAAUGCAUUAACAAAUAAUAAAGUAAGCAUUUAAGAUCAAGAAGAAAAACAAUUCUUACUUUCUGGCUUUAGUGUCUUGUAAAUGGUCUCUUGAAGAGAAUUUUUCAGUGUUUUUUUUUAAAGUGCAUUCACCAAAACAUUGAGGUGGAUAUGAUGCAUUUACUGAUGAACAUCACUUUUGCUUUCCCUUGGCAUUUGAGUUGUUAUGCUAAGGUUUUUCCAGUGCAUUUUUUUUGUUUCACUAUUACCUAACACUAUUUAUUAUUAAAUGGUCACAUGGCCAAUCAGAUACCUCCUUUUUUUUUCAAUCUUUUGUUUGUUUGAACAAAAUGUCUCUCUAUAAUAUAAACUUAGCAUGUGGGAACACCCUUUUAGUAAGCUCAUGCACACAAAAAAUUACAUGGCCCACUACUUUUGUUCAGUUUUGUUCAAAAAACAAACAGUGCUAUUAGGAUUACAACACGUAGCAGUUAAAUAGAUUGUAUUUUUCCAUAUUAUAACAUGCUUUUAUAAUGCAUCAGUAAAAGCAAUAUUCAGAAAAAUCACUUCAAAUUUGCUUUAAUUAGUAUAACUUUUAAAUUUUAAAGUUAAAUAAAAUAAAUUAGAAAAGUUGAUUGACUUUAAAAAAAAGCUAAUAUCAAAGUAAAAAAAAAAAAAACAGAUGGAGUCUGCUGGGAAUUUUCUGAAAGCUUUUGCUUUUCACUAAAAUUUCUUAACCAGAAAAGGUGCUACCAGAUUCCUACUGAACUUUUGUUACCAUAGACUAACAAGCUAUCAUCCUACAAGAUCAUAUAGAGUUAAUUCUAAUUUUCAGAAGAUCACAAAUUCUGGUAUAACAAUGUAACCUGAUCAUAGAUGAUAGUGAUGUAUGACCUUCAAGCCAAAUGCCUUAUUUUUAUGGGUUGAUUUUCUUCACUGGAACCAAUAUACUGUAAUCCCUUGCUCUCAGGAUACUUAUGGCACAUGCACUUAUUGUUUUGUGAUUAUUCAUUCCGUUUCUUGACAGUCAUUUUUAUGACUAUCAGCCUCCCCCAUCACAGCCAUUGUUCUCAUGAUACACUGUCAAAAUUCCAAAUGUUCCUAUUGGCGAAACGGAUCGGGAACCCCCAAUCAUGCACUUUUGUCUUGCUAUAUGGCAGUCAAAGAAUGGUCCAGAGAAAGCUCAUUCUUAUUUAUGUCUAACAAAAGUUUAAAUUACUGCUGAAAACAAUCUAGAGAACAUAAAGCAUGUUUACGUAUUUGGCUUUCUCUAAUCUGUUCUCAGUAAUAAAGCCCAAAGUUCUGAUAUUGAAAUGAUAUACUGUAUUUAACCCUAAAGGAAACAAUCUUGAAUUUAAGGAAAUCCCCAGUUUAAAAAGAUAAUUAGAUACAAAAAACAGGGCUAUGUAAUGGUUUUGAAGGGGAAAAAAAGUCAUGUAGCAGUUUUCAUCAAUACCUUAAGCCAAACAGCUUUUUCUUGUGCAUGUUGUGCACAAUACAAAUAUUUUAAAUACAAAAUGCUACAUAGCAUUAAUUAAAAAAAACAACAUAUUCAUUAUAUUUCAGUGAAUCUAAGACAAUACUACCAUUUUAAAGGUAAAAUAGGGGAAAAUCUAGUCUUUAAGGUUAAUACAGUACUGUACUCCAGAAAAUAUAUAAAGAGGAAAAAGAAUCCACUUAAAGAUACCUUUAAGAAAUAAGAAUAGGAAAUUUAAGAAUAAGACAGUUUGAGCUCUCUUAGUUUCCAUUCUUCCUCUGUAGCACACAAAUUGCUAAAUUUCAGGAUAAAUCCAUUCAUCUGCUUAGAUAGCCACUCCCCAAAAAAGUUCAGAAGUAGCUACUAGUGAAGGAAUGUAUAGAAUGGGAUAAACAACCUGGGGCUCUUCAGAUGUUUCAGAUUAUUAUAGUUAUCUGAACUGUUUGUAAAUAAUAAACUAUUAACUGUGCUGGUUUGCACCAUGUUGCCAAUUAAUACUCUAGAAAACAAUUACUGUGCCUGAAGAAAAGGAUUUUAAGCUUUAACCAUUUGACAAAUGGUAAAAAAUAAUUAUAAGAACUGUGUGUGUGUGUGUGUGUGUGUGUGUAAAUAAUUGUGUGUGUUUGUGUAUGUGCUUCAGUUUCUGAAUGAGCUUCCUAUUUAUUAUACAAUUAUUUAUACUGUGCUUCCCUAGACAGCCCUUUUUAACUACCUUUCUGUAUUUACAAAAGAAAGGAUAACCUAGUUGGUGUCCUCAGCCAAAAGAUCACAAGUUGUAAAGGCCUGAUCUCUGCUGUUUCCUGUCAUGCAUUACACAUCUUCAGGAAAGUUUUGAAAGUGACUAAUCAUAGCAGAAAUACACACAGGAGGACAAGACAGUUUAAUGAGGAUCUUAAUACAUACCCAAUGAGUUGAAGUGUAAAAUAUUGGUAAUUUAGGCUGGUCUACACUAAAAAACAAUGUUUGGAAAUCAAAGCAAAGGCAGAUCUUAAAACACAGCUAAAAAGGAGUUUGAAAAUAUUAAAAAAUGUGCUUGAAUCCAGAACUAAUUUAGUAGGAUAGUGAUAUAUAUGCAAAAAGUAAAAGGAACUUGGCACAUUUAAAAUUCUUAUUCUGAUGCAGUUCAUACUUUUAGUAGUUUCUACUUAGUUGUAUGAACCUUUUUGAGAUUAUUCUUUAAAGUAGUGUUUCUCAACCUUGGCAAGUUUAAGAUGAGUGGACUUCAACUCCCAGAAUUCCCUACCCAGCAUGGCUGGCUGGAGAAUUCUGGGAGUUGAAGUCCACCCAUCUUAAACUCGCCAAGGUUGAGAAACACUGCUUUAAACAAACAAGUGUCCACUUGUCAGCUAUCAGUAUAACUGCAGUUUAUGUUGGGCAUGUUUGGGGGUUUUGUCAGGUAUGUUUUUAAAUAUUUGUGAUCCUAAUGAAGUGCUGCUGACAGCAUUUUUGAAAUAGUACUGUUUUAGGUGCUUUCAGGUGAUCAUAGCAACCUAAAUGCAGGAAGAAUGACAUACAACCCAGUUCAGUAUAUUAAGCAAGGUUAAGCCUGCUGAUUUGAAUGGGCUUAAGUGAGCUUGUCUUUGCACACACACAUGCUAUUAAAGAUUUUAAUAGAAGCCAUAGUUGUUUCUACAGUUGUAUGUAUGGGUGUAUUUAUGUUUACUGCUCUUCCUCCCACCCUUAGUAACCCUGUAGCUAACAGGUAGCUUGCAGUAAAUGUCUUGGAUAUGUUAAAUACUAAUCCCAGAUAUAUAAACUAUAGGAUCUCUGUGGAAAGCACUGUUCUACUAUUCAGUAUCUUUCAGUUUUAAUUAAUAUAUUCUCUGAUGUAGUCUCAAGGACUCAAAAAAGUUACUGUAUAUGAGAAAGAAUGGGGUUUUGCAUUUAAAAGGAUUUUAUUUAUUUAGUAGCAGUAUUGCCAUUGCUACUCCUGAUUUUUAUGAGUCUUUUGAGUUUCUCAGGAGGCAGAAAUAUAUAAUGUACACAUAAACUGAAUUUGUACAUCCACUCUACAUUUGACUAAAAUUGGGUGGGCAAUUGUGGCUUAGCAUGCUGUAGGAAAUGCAGCCAUGAUCUUAGCAUGUUACAAGAACCAUGCCAUCAUGUUAAAUAAUAGAAUGGCUUAUUUGGGAGACACAACACAUUAUGUGAUUACAACAAUUGUAUUUGUUAGCAAGCUUACCCAUAAGCCUGGGCUAUGUAAACACACUAACAAGGAGAAAAUAGCAGGGAUUAUAACUAGUGAUUGGAUGGGAUCUGCAGACUCACGAUCCAUGGUCUGCUUAAACAAUUACUUUAAGUGGGUGGAAUCCACACUCAAAAUAAACAUAGCCCACAAACCAAGUACAUGGUUCGUAUAAGCAAAGAAGAUCUUUUGUACACAAUCAGUUUCAUUGGUUGAAUGCUAGUUAAAUUUUCUAUGUUCUCCAAAAACAGUAAUAUAGAUGUAGUCUGAGAAGAGUGAUGAGACCUACAUUAAAUGACAUUCUGAGUAAAUGAUUUGCUGGUAUCGUUUGUUUUGUUCUGAAUAGCCUUGAGAAUACAUAGAAUGGAGGAAUAAUUAUUAUUAUUUAUAUGCCGCCGACUCCCAGUGAAGCGGUAGUAGUUACCUGGAUAAUCCUUUUAAAGACCCAGGGUUCCCCAGUGUUUAGGAACAAUGAUCUCAACAAUAGCACUGGGCAGCAGAUGUUAAAUCCCUCUCAGCAGCUGCUUUGUUCUUUUUUAAAAAGGGGAAUCUUUGGCAUCAUAUAUGCAAUAGAAAAUUCCUAGAGCCUAAUUUGAACAGAGACACCUGUAUAGAAAGAAAAGGAUUGCUGUAACUCUAGUAAAAUAUUCCCUUAGAUUCAAUCCCCAGCAAUUUUGGUUCUGAGCAAGACUGACUUCUGCUUGAGAUCCUGGAGAGCUGCCAUCCUUUCACUGGAAAUGUGUACAUACUUACACAAACACACUUAGAUGAAGCAUUGUGUAAAUUCUGCCUUGAUAGCUUGGUCUUCAUAGGUGAGAUUUUUAAAAAUCACUUUAUGACAAGCAAAUGAUACAAUUUUAACUGUACUUGGAAGGUGCUAUAAACUUUUCAUUUUUACAUCAAUCCAGAGUUUAGAAAAUGUGCUGAAAUGUUUGUUUUU